UCACUAUUUUGUCACACCGCCCUCACCUCCUCCUUCAACAACACCACCACCUCUAGCGCUAGCUCUAGCCCUCUGUCAUAUUUGAUCUUUCUCGACCAUCGGAUACAUAGUAAAAAUGGUGACCGUCGAGGAAGUUCGCAAGGCUCAGAGGGCUGAGGGUCCGGCCACUGUUUUUGCCAUUGGGACUGCAACUCCUCCCAAUUGUGUAGACCAAGCCACAUACCCCGACUACUACUUUCGUAUCACCAACAGCGAGCACAAGGCUGAGCUCAAAGAAAAAUUCCAGCGCAUGUGUGACAAAUCCAUGAUCAAGAAGCGUUACAUGUACUUGACUGAAGAAAUUUUGAAAGAGAAUCCAAGUGUGUGCGAGUACGUGGCACCCUCACUCGAUGCUCGGCAGGACAUGGUGGUUGUUGAAGUCCCAAGGCUUGGCAAAGAGGCUGCCACCAAGGCCAUCAAGGAAUGGGGACAGCCCAAGUCCAAAAUCACCCACUUGGUCUUUUGCACCACCAGCGGUGUCGACAUGCCUGGCGCUGACUAUCAGCUCACCAAGCUCUUGGGCCUCCGCCCCUCCGUCAAGCGCCUCAUGAUGUACCAACAAGGCUGUUUUGCUGGAGGCACAGUUCUCCGUUUGGCCAAGGACUUGGCCGAAAACAACAAGGGUGCACGUGUUCUUGUUGUGUGCUCUGAGAUCACUGCGGUCACCUUCCGCGGGCCUAGUGACACCCACCUUGAUAGUCUUGUGGGUCAAGCCUUGUUUGGUGAUGGUGCAGCGGCCGUCAUCAUUGGUGCGGAUCCAGUGCCCGAAGUUGAGAAGCCCUUGUUUGAAUUGGUCUCGGCGGCGCAAACCAUUCUCCCCGACAGUGAUGGGGCAAUUGACGGACAUCUUCGUGAAGUCGGGCUUACAUUUCACCUUCUGAAGGACGUUCCUGGGCUUAUUUCGAAGAACAUCGAAAAAAGCCUUAAUGAGGCCUUCAAGCCUAUAGGCAUUUCGGACUGGAACUCGCUUUUCUGGAUUGCACACCCAGGUGGCCCUGCUAUUCUGGACCAAGUAGAGGCCAAGUUGGCACUUAAGCCGGAGAAACUAGAGGCCACAAGGCAAGUGCUAUCCGAUUACGGCAACAUGUCGAGUGCGUGUGUUUUGUUUAUUUUGGACGAGGUGAGGAGGAAGUCGGCCGAGAAAGGACUCAAGACAAGCGGAGAGGGACUGGAGUGGGGAGUGCUGUUCGGAUUCGGCCCAGGCCUCACCGUCGAGACAGUCGUGCUUCACAGCGUGGUGGCUGCUUGAAGACUUUGAAGGCAUCAAAUGAUCAUUUGUACUGUGUUCCUAAAUGUAAUGUGUGAACCUUAAUUUCUUUCUAGUAUUUUUAGCUAGUUUUUGGGUUUUGGGUUUUGGAAUUUGUUUAUUUUGAAGCGUCUGUUGGUAUCAUGGGGUAAACCUUGAUGCAAUGGCUAUGUGGUGUAAUAAUGUUGAAUAAUAUAUGGUUCCAUCUCUAA
Pyrus x bretschneideri (Chinese white pear) is the source of this 1497-nucleotide messenger RNA. Its product is annotated as chalcone synthase-like. Gene Ontology annotation, biological process: polyketide biosynthetic process. The transcript is spliced from 2 exons. The coding region runs from base 116 to 1288 and encodes 390 amino acids. The record is from RefSeq and is a predicted model, not a curated record. Lineage: Eukaryota; Viridiplantae; Streptophyta; Magnoliopsida; Rosales; Rosaceae. Gene Ontology annotation, molecular function: acyltransferase activity, transferring groups other than amino-acyl groups.